Funneliformis mosseae is the source of this 158-nucleotide messenger RNA. The record is from the annotation of a GenBank genome assembly. Lineage: Eukaryota; Fungi; Glomeromycota; Glomeromycetes; Glomerales; Glomeraceae.
GUAAUACUGAGUAUAUUGUGACUGUUGAGUCUACUGUUUCUGUAUGGGGAACGGUUAUGUUCUUUCUUGCAGUCGAAGUAAAAACUAGUUUUAUGCUUGUCAUUAUGUGCUUGAUAGUAGAAGAAUACCCAUUACGCCAUAUACCGGUCACGGACUAA